Molecule: messenger RNA, 2877 nt
Organism: Penicillium samsonianum
Lineage: Eukaryota; Fungi; Ascomycota; Eurotiomycetes; Eurotiales; Aspergillaceae
Product: putative ubiquitin-protein ligase (Asi3)
Exons: 2
Coding region: 1-2877 (958 amino acids)
Biological process (GO): protein ubiquitination; ubiquitin-dependent protein catabolic process
Molecular function (GO): ubiquitin protein ligase activity
Source: RefSeq, a predicted model, not a curated record
AUGUCAGGCAUCGUGGCCCCCUCCACAAUACCAACCACAUCUAGCGCGGCUUUGUUGCAACACUUGAAUACAACCAUCUCGCCGGAAACUUCUUCUUUGUCCUCUUUACCGCAUCAACUCUUGACCUCCCCCCUUCGCGCCUUUCAGCACGCCGAGACCUUUGCCCUCCGAACGGUUCCCCAAACUCUCGCUAGAAUAACCGGAAUUAAAGCCCUUGCCCAAACCAUCUGGAGCGGGGCUGGUUCAGCAGCUGGAGCCAGCGGUACGGCCGCAACACAUGCAGCGGAUAUGGCUGGAAAUGAGUUCGCCGAUGCAGCCGGCCAGGAGAGUGGCUACUACCUUGCUGAGUUCCUGGGCGCCAUGAAGAAACUCGGUGGAUUUUUUGGGUAUCUGACAAGUCUUUGGUCAUUUGCCUGUCUAGUGGAGGCGCUCAUCCUCAACCGAAUUACUAUUUAUGCAUCCACACGGCGACACCUUCGACUAGGUUGGGAAAGGCGUGCGGCUCUCCGAUUAAUCCCCAUUGUUCUCUUCGCCUCCCAAAUACUUAGCCUGCUUCGUGGAAUCCGAUGUCAGACAUCGCCGUCUUUUUCAACAAUGCGCUACGGAUACCCCGGGAAGCAACUCGUGUUCGACUAUUCCAGUCAUGGGGGCGCUCUUUACUCGAUUAGCUCGACCCUUUUAGGAUGGGAGUCUGAGGAACGGUCGUGCAAUGCUGUGAAGAUGGCGCGCGGAACCAACCCUGGUGUCCCAUAUGGAUCAUUUUCCCUCCUGUGGCCGACAUUCAUGCUCCUUUGUUUGAGUCACUUUAUUGAAACACUCUCUUGCGCAUUACAAGGCAGGCCCGUGAUGACCGAGACGGGGAUGUCCAUCUUCGAGCACUCAAUCGCCUUCGCAGAAGCCGAGUCGAUGAUCAGUAAAUCCAUCGGACUAGGCCUGUUUGGUCUUCCUAAACAAAGUCCCCUCAGUGCGCUUUCGGGUGGGUCUGAUGAGAGCUCAACUUCGGUCUUUGACCUCCUCACAAGGUCGCAAGUAUUGGAACGCAUGAAUGUCACCCCUGAAUUGCUACUUAUUGUAUUGAUCUCGUGCUGCAAUAGUGCAACUUCACACAUUCUAGAAGUCUUCGGGAAGCAGAGCAAAUAUCGGCUUUUCAGCACCGCCUUUUGGGGUGGCUGUUUCAUGGUAGCCAUGUCGUGGGGGUUAGAUGGCGGUCCGCCCGUCAGCCUCGAAACCGGCGUGCUCAGGUUCCCGACCGUUUGCAUUGUGGGAUUCAUACCUCAUAUCUUUUUAUUGGGCGGCAUCGUGAUUUGCCUGUCAAUAUACACUUUAGCACUAACCAUCACCGCUGUUUCGCUGCCUUCCGACGAUCAACCUGUCUCACUCUAUGAUCGUUUCUUGAUGGCCCAUGAGAAUAUGCAAGGCUCGAACCAGAUAAGAAGCAUUCGUAUAAACAGACACGAAGACUUUUAUACAACGUUGCUUCGAAUCGGCUAUGUUGCCCUAACCGCGGCAAGUGAGGCUGUGUUCUUGAACGAGGGCCAAUCAGUCGUUGCACGGCGGAUGACGUGGUUAGAAGAGGAUCGCCUUUCUGAGAUUGAAGCUUCGAGGCGGAAGUCUUCAUCUUAUGGGGAUUGGCAGAGCGAACCCAGCAGUCGCCCUAUCGAAGCUAUGGGUUUCUCAAGUUUCGACAUGCCAGAACAAUCUGCUUGGGAGAGUGGUUACAACCGCGAAAAGAAGGUUGAGAAACCCAAGAACGGUACUCGAACCGUGCAAUCUCGAGCCGAGCUUGGGGGAGUUGGCGCAGUGCGAGUAUCUAUCAGAUUGUGGCAUGUCCUCUCGUUCUUCCGCGCAAUUUCUUUUAUAAUGCUCCGUUGGGCUGCAUAUGGGCUCAAUAAUGUGCUUGAUCGACUGGGAAUAAGCGCUCGGCCAAUGUGGCUCAAGCGCAUAGUGGGUCAUCGUGGAAAGAAGUCUAAUAUUGACAAGACGAACCCAUCACAGCCAUUAGAUUUCUGGAUCCUCUCGGAAAAUGGAGAGCUUGAGCUCCCCGAUGACCAUGACUUUGACGUCGAGGUCGAGAUGAGGAAGCGAGAGCGCGCAAACCGGCCAGACUGGAUGGGCUCGGAUGAAAGCCGGCUAGACGACAGACUAUACAGCUGGUGGAAGAUUGGCGGUGCAUGGGGAAACCAAGAUCAAACCUCUGAUUAUUCCCCGCCCUCUGAUGACUUUGACACCACGAGCGUGGUGUCCAUGUCUACCAAUGCCUCGGAGUCAGAAUGGGAGGAUUACCCAUCGGAAGAUGGUCGUCGAACUCCUACCCAGCUUGAACCGUAUGCAGAUAGAGCAAGCCCACCACUCCAAGAUCCCCUGAUCGACAUGAGCACACUCGCCCGUCUUCUUGACCCACGCGAUCGCGACAGUAGAGAAGAAGCCAGGAUCCUAGCCGCCCAUCUCAAAACAAACCAGGACAAUUCACAGAUCAUGACGCGCAGUCGCUACCAGAAACAGGUCGAAAAGGAGAGAUCCCGGAUCAUCUUCUCAUCCCGCCUCCAGCAGCUCAACGCCAUGCACUCAGGAUCCGAAGGGCGAAAACCUACCCCCGAAGAGGAAGCUGAACUCCUCGAGAAGCUCAUCCUUUCCCGUCGCUCAGAAACCUCGGCCAGUUCCGAUGCCCAUACGUGGGAAUCCGGCGCAACAGGCCUAGGCCCUAAUGGUCCACCCUGUGUGGUCUGCCAGACAAGCCCACGAGCUAUCAUCACAUGGCCUUGUCGCUGUCUGUGCAUUUGCGAGGACUGUCGCGUGAGCCUUGCCAUGAACAACUUCGGCAGCUGCGUGACUUGUCGCCAGGAAGUCGUAGGAUUUAUGCGUCUAUGGGUUCCAUAA